Zychaea mexicana is the source of this 957-nucleotide messenger RNA. RefSeq names its product tubulin binding cofactor C-domain-containing protein. Gene Ontology annotation, cellular component: cytoplasm. The record is from RefSeq and is a predicted model, not a curated record. Gene Ontology annotation, biological process: tubulin complex assembly; post-chaperonin tubulin folding pathway. The coding region runs from base 1 to 957 and encodes 318 amino acids. The transcript is spliced from 4 exons. Gene Ontology annotation, molecular function: tubulin binding. Lineage: Eukaryota; Fungi; Mucoromycota; Mucoromycetes; Mucorales; Lichtheimiaceae.
AUGACUUCAUCGGAACCAUCGGCAACGGAGGCUGCCAAUACUUUUUGGCACGAAUUCAAAGCAGAACGAUCAGCUAUUGAAAACGCGAUUCAACGUUCGGCUCAUAUAUCCAAGACCAAGCUAGCCGAUCAUUUUCAAACCAUUUUACAAAGCAUCAAUAACCUCGAGAAAAGAUUAACACAAGCAACCGAGUAUAUACCGUCUUACGAUGAACGCCAAUAUGCUCGCCAAAUCAAAGAAUUGAGUCGAGCACUUGAAGCUGCAAGAGCCAACCUGACACCUAAACCAAAAUUCACAUUCAAAUCACGCAAGCAACAAACACAUAAAAUGCCUCAAUCAGCACCCGCGUCAUACGCUACUACUGCUCUUGCAGCCAUAGUAAACAAUAAUGAUACCAUCCAGUCGCGUGACUAUUAUGAAGAUGAUAAUGUAGUAUCGUAUUCAGACAUGUCGGACCAAUUGAUAGAACCCACUUCAUUGGAAAAUGUCGAUGUCCUCUUAUCCAACCUGACACGCUGCACCAUCAUCUUGACGGUUGGCCAAGUAUCCGCACUGCACAUCAAAAAUUUGAGCCAGUGUGUCGUUGUUUGUAAAGCAAUCCGUGGAUCAGUCCUCAUGUACGGGUUCACGCGCUCGGUGAUUGCAGUGGGCUGUCACCAGUUUCGUAUGCACGAUGCUCGAUCUGUUCAUGUUUUGCUCAAUGUCUCGAGUCGGCCGAUCAUUGAAGAUUCCAGCGAUAUUAGCGUUGGCAGUUAUAGCCAUGAAUCAUUAAAUAUACCCGAUGUAAGGCCCGAAUACUUGAAAAUCAAUUGUUAUGACCAAAUGGAAGAUUUCAAUUGGUUGAAGAAGCAAGCCUCACCUAACUGGCGCGUGAUGGAUAGCGCAGAAGCUGACCAAUUUAACCAAUCUAUCACGCAUGAUCCACCAACACAGCUGAGCCGUCUUUUAUGCAAUUAA